CCAGUGGAGAAGCUGAGGUCAACAUCGGAUUUGAAAUAUUUAAGGUGGAUACAAAACUAUUUCAGCAAUGCAGACAAUUCAGUGUGGUGUUGUGGGUGAUGGUGCUAUUGGUAAAACAAGUCUCCUGAUAUCCUACACAACAAACAAAUUUCCAUCAGAACAUAUGCUGACUGUUUUUGACAACUAUGCAGUCACAGUUACGAUUGGUGGAGAACCAUAUACUCUUGGGCUUUUUGAUACUGCAGGGCAAGAGGAUUAUGACAGAUUACUACUACUGAGUUAUCCACAAACAGAUGUAUGUCUAGUCUGUUUUUCAGUGGUCUCUCCAUCUUCAUUUGAAAAUGUGAAAGAAAAGUGGGUGCCUGAGAUAAUUCGCCACUGUCUAAAGACUCCUCUCUUGCUUGCUGGGACCCAAACUUAUCUCAGAGAUAACCCCUUUAUUGAGAAACUUGCCAAGAACAAACAGAAGCCUAUCACUCCAGAGACUGCUGAAAAGCUGGUCUGUGACCUGAAGGCUGUCAGGUAUGUGGAGUGUUCUGCACUCACGCAGAAAGGUCUAAAGAAUGUAUUUGACGAAGCAAUAUUGGCUGCCCUGGAGCCUCCAGAAAGAAGAGCCGCAGGUGUGUGCUGCUAUGAACAUCUCUCCAGAACCCUUUCUGCACAGCUGGUGUUGGCGUCAUACUAAAAGCAAUGUUUAAAUCAAACUAAAGAUUAAAAAUUAAAAAAUUUUUUUGCAAUAAUGACAAAUGCCCUGCACCUACCCACAUGCACUCAUGUGAGACAAGGCCCAU
This is a messenger RNA of Gorilla gorilla gorilla (western lowland gorilla), 791 nucleotides long. Its product is annotated as cell division control protein 42 homolog. The transcript has a single exon. Gene Ontology annotation, molecular function: GTPase activity; GTP binding. The record is from RefSeq and is a predicted model, not a curated record. NCBI's taxonomy places the organism in Eukaryota, Metazoa, Chordata, Mammalia, Primates, Hominidae. Gene Ontology annotation, biological process: small GTPase-mediated signal transduction. The coding region runs from base 68 to 685 and encodes 205 amino acids.